Equus quagga is the source of this 1137-nucleotide messenger RNA. It is a transcript of the gene ECI1, whose product is annotated as enoyl-CoA delta isomerase 1. NCBI's taxonomy places the organism in Eukaryota, Metazoa, Chordata, Mammalia, Perissodactyla, Equidae. The coding region runs from base 97 to 1005 and encodes 302 amino acids. Gene Ontology annotation, biological process: fatty acid beta-oxidation. The transcript is spliced from 7 exons. Gene Ontology annotation, molecular function: enoyl-CoA hydratase activity. The record is from RefSeq and is a predicted model, not a curated record. Gene Ontology annotation, cellular component: mitochondrion.
GGAGGUGGGGCCAGCAGGGGGCGGGUACCGGCCCCGCGCCGCCCCGGGAGGUAAAACCACAGCCCGGGGCCCCGAUUCCGAACCAGCCGGGUCAAGAUGGCGCUGGCAAGUGGGAUGCGGCUCUCGGCGCGCGCCCUGCUCCGCCCGUGGAGCCCGCUCCGGGGCAAGGCCCUCGGGUGCACGGAGCCUGCGGCCGGCGGCGGGAACGGCGCGCGGCGCUUCGGGAGCCAGCGGGUGCUGGUGGAGCCGGACCCGGCCGCAGGGGUUGCUGUGAUGAAGUUCAAGAAUCCCCCGGUGAACAGCCUCAGCCUAGAGCUGCUGACGGAGUUUGUCAUCAGCCUGGAGAAACUAGAAAACGACAAGACCUUCCGAGGCGUCAUCCUAAGUUCGGAUUGCCCUGGGGUCUUCUCAGCUGGCCUGGACCUGACAGAGAUGUGCGGGAGGAACCCAGCGCACUACGCAGAGUACUGGAAGGCUGUGCAGGAGCUGUGGCUGCGGCUCUACCUGUCCAACCUGGUGCUGAUUGCUGCCAUCAGCGGAGCCUGCCCAGCUGGGGGCUGCCUGAUCUCCCUCACCUGCGACUACCGGGUCCUGGCUGACAACCCCAAGUGCCUCAUAGGGCUGAACGAGACCCUGCUGGGCAUCAUUGCCCCCUUCUGGUUCAGAGACACCCUUGUGAACACCAUCGGGCACCGCGCCGCGGAGCGCGCUCUGCAGCUGGGGCUGCUCUUUCCGCCAGCGGAGGCCCUCCAGGUGGGCAUGGUGGACCAGGUGGUGCCUGAGGACCAGGUGCAGAGCACAGCACUCUCAGUGAUGGCCCAGUGGAUGGCCAUUCCAGACCAUGCUCGACAGCUGACCAAGAAUAUGAUGCGAAAGCCCACAGUGGACCGCCUGCUGAAACAGCGUGACACAGACAUCCAGAACUUCGUCAGCUUCAUCUCCAGAGACUCCAUCCAGAAGUCCCUGCAGAUGUACUUAGAAAAGCUCAAACAGAAAAAGGGCUGAGGGCUGCGCUGCCCACACAGGGUUUAGCCACACACGCCCUCCUGGGGGCCCUCUGGUUCCGAGGGGUUUUAAACGAGGUGUUCUCCAACUUAAAAGUACUUUCAGCUCUUUGCUUUGCUGAUCUUCUUAAAA